ACAUCUAACGGAACGCGCGCGUAAUUAAGCCCGCGACGACAGGGAAGAAUGAGAGACGAGUGGGUUGAGGACCAAUCGUAUCCGUAGCAGUUGCGUCCGUCGUCAGAGUCGAUGAAGGAAACAUGGCUGCAGGUUGUUGUGGAACGAAAAAGCAAAAGCUGAACAAUUCAUCGAGCGCUCCAUGCAAUGGUUCGGUAUUACAAAAUGGCACACAGCUGAGGAAUGGGCUAAUCGUGAAACCCGAGAUGGGCUUUUUUUGUUUUGACGUUUUGUAUUGCCAACUACAUCAACUUGAUCCUCCAAAACCGCCCAACUUUAGCAAUGAAGCUUUUCCAUUGUUUGUUACAUGGACAAUUGGAAAAGAUAUGAGGUUAAGAGGAUGUAUUGGUACAUUUAAUGCAAUGCAGUUACAUGCAGGAUUACGGGAAUAUGCAACAACCAGUGCAUUCAAAGAUUCACGUUUUAAUCCUAUAACACGAGAAGAACUUCCACGGUUACACGUAAGUGUCUCUAUAUUGAGACACUUUGAAGAUGGUGUUGAUUAUUUAGAUUGGGAAGUAGGUGUUCAUGGAAUUCGUAUAGAAUUUCAUAAUGAAAAGGGUAAUAAGAGGACUGCUACUUAUUUACCUGAUGUUGCAACAGAACAAGGGUGGGACCAAAUACAAACAAUAGAUUCACUGUUACAUAAAGGUGGCUACAAAGGAUUGGUCACUCCAGAUAUUAGGCGUAGUGUGAAGUUAACGCGAUAUCAAAGUGAAAAAAUUACUGUAAGCUAUCAAGAAUAUAUGACACACUGGCAUAACCGAAGAUACAGUCCUCAUUCAUCUCACUUACCAUGCACCAAUACUCAAAAUAGUUCAUAUUUAACCAGUCAACAAACUGGAUUAAUGAUGACACAACGUAGUCAUCCUGCAUCAUUCAUACAUCCUCUUCCAAUGCCUCCUAUUUCUCCAGUCAUGGUACCUGUGUGGGAUUAUUCAUCAUUUUGGUGGGAUCAAACAGGUCCAUCUUAUCCUCCCUUAAAUCCACAGAUACACCCCCCUCCUCCUUGUGUUCAUCGUUUUUCAUCACAAGAACCCGCAGAUCGUGGGUAUGCAAUAGCAACGGUAAGCGCGAGAUGUAUGGUUUGGAAACCGAUCGUAUCUCAGGUUGUUGCUGCUAUUAACUGAUAAAAUAUGGCAGCUGGAUGUUGUGGAACGAAAAAGCAAAAGUUAAACAAUUCUUCUAGCGUUCCCUGUAAUGGCACCGUGAGUUUACAGAAUGGUAUACGUUUGCGGAAUUCCAUAAUAGCACAGCCUGAGAUGGGCUUUUAUUGUUUCGAUGUUCUAUACUGCCAACUGCACCAACUCGAUCCACCAAAACCGCCCAACUUCAGCAAUGAACCAUACCCAUUAUUUGUAACAUGGACUAUUGGCAAAGAUAUGAGAUUAAGAGGCUGCAUUGGUACAUUUAAUGCAAUGCAUUUACAUGCAGGAUUACGGGAAUAUGCUACCACUAGCGCCUUUAAGGACUCUCGAUUUAACCCAAUAACAAGGGAAGAACUGCCACGUUUGCAUGUCAGUGUUUCUAUACUUCGACAUUUUGAAGAUGGAACAGAUUAUUUAGAUUGGGAAGUAGGUGUUCAUGGAAUUCGUAUUGAAUUUCACAAUGAGAAAGGCAAUAAGCGAACUGCUACUUAUUUACCAAAUGUAGCAAUGGAACAAGGAUGGGACCAGAUACAAACAAUAGAUUCUUUGCUGCAUAAAGGUGGCUAUAAAGGAUUAGUUACUCCAGAUAUUAGACGCAGUGUGAAAUUAACCAGAUACCAGAGUGAGAAAGUAACUGUCAGCUAUCAGGAAUACAUGACACACUGGCACGGUCGAAGAUGCUAGCAACUGCCAAGGGGUCCUUGCUCAGGGCCUCUGUUUCAGCAAAAUCCUGGCAAGAUUUGUUGUUUUAAUAUUGAUAUCAUUAAUUCUUAUUUACAAUAUAUUAAUAAGCAAUACAAUAAGAUAAUGGCCAGUCACCAAACAUUAUUUGAUCCACAGUUUAAUCAAUUUUCACUUAUGCAAUUUUUUUUUAUGUUUAUUAGUUCUCGGGUCAUAUUACUUGUACAGAAAUGUCUAUUUUGUCGGUGGAAAUAUUUAGGAACAUUGUUGUCAUACCACUAUUGUGGAUUAUGUCUUCCUAUAAAGAAAUUUGAAUUUUGGAAUACAAAAAUAAAAAUGAUACCAGAAGGAACUAAAAAAUUUAACCUAUUACUGUUUAAAACAGUGCCUAUGAUUUCAACAUUUUACAUUCUUCUCCUUUAUAAUGCAUAUUUUUCAAUAAAGACAGUAAUAUCAUGGGAAUAGUCAUGCUAUUCUUUUAUUUUUGCUAUUUGCAAAUAAUAUGUUAAGAACUAUUAUAAUGUGAUAUACAUAUAUAAAUAUAUAUAUUAUAUAUAUAUAAAAUAAAGUUGAAAGUUUUCAUGAGGUCUUAUAGGAAAGUAUAAUAAUGCAGUUGAACUUAGUUGUUUAGAAGCAUGCACAAGCCGCUGUUAUUACAUUUAAGUCUCUAUAUAUAAUAAAUUUUCAGUCUUUCAAACGAAUUUUUCAAAUCCAUAUAUGUAAUGUACUUACAUUUGAACUAGCUGUCACAUUAAUAAUGGAUAAAUUUAAAUUUAUUUAAAACCUAUUACUAUUAGCCUAGUACUUCAAAAAUGGAUUAUUUGUGACAUAUAAUAGGAUUCAAGAAAUUAUGAGUCCGAACAUUAUUUUCAAAAAUAUCACAUAGGUAAUUACUGAAUUUAGACUGUUUUAUAAAUAUCUAAAUU
Molecule: messenger RNA, 2794 nt
Organism: Nomia melanderi (Alkali bee)
Lineage: Eukaryota; Metazoa; Arthropoda; Insecta; Hymenoptera; Halictidae
Source: RefSeq, a predicted model, not a curated record